Mugil cephalus (flathead mullet) is the source of this 2437-nucleotide messenger RNA. It is a transcript of the gene ska3, whose product is annotated as spindle and kinetochore associated complex subunit 3. NCBI's taxonomy places the organism in Eukaryota, Metazoa, Chordata, Actinopteri, Mugiliformes, Mugilidae. Bases 113 to 1924 code for a protein of 603 amino acids. Gene Ontology annotation, biological process: mitotic cell cycle; chromosome segregation. Gene Ontology annotation, cellular component: spindle microtubule; outer kinetochore. The record is from RefSeq and is a predicted model, not a curated record. The transcript is spliced from 11 exons.
GAAGGCGCCAAAAUCGAAAAGUGUUUUUUUUCCUGCUAGCAGAGAGAAAGCUAAACACUUCUCCGAGAGUUAAACUUUAGGGAUUUUACUAACUUGAAGCGCUUACCUGAAAAUGGACCCGAGUCACCCAACAACACAGUUCUUCUCCAAACUGAGAAAACUGGCAGCGACUCUUGAGUCAGAAACUGCCAAACUUCAACACACCUUUGAAAACCGCCACAAAGAAGCUGACAGCGAAACCACAGCGAGAGCAAUGAGAGGAUAUCAUGAACUGAACGCGGACAUCGGGAACCUGAAGGGGCAGAUCCAGGAUCAGUUGUCUCAGCAGAAAACUCGGGUGAACGAGGCGAGCGAUUUCAUUAAGUCCUGUAGAGCGAUGGAGAUGAAGGUCUCUAAGGACAUCCAGACAGUGAGGAGACACUGGGAGAAAUAUGGCUACCAAGCUCCUGGCAACACCCAGCGGCCAAACAAGACGAACGGUCAGGAGACGGACGCUGACGGUGAAACUAACUCGGAGGAAGACGAAGACGGAUGCCAGGAGGAGGACGAGGACCAGGAUGGACACUUCUCAUCACCUCCAAAACCAGAGCAGCCCGUCGGUGAUGUCCUGCAAACCCCGCAGCCCUCCGACUUCGGCCUGUCGGACAUCCAGCUGAAGCGGGCGCUGGCCGGUGGGGCUGACUGGUGUCCCGAGGCGCCCCCCAUGCCUGAGAUGAGCCUCCCGCACCCUGCGCUCAACACGCCGGUGCCGCCCAUGGCCAUGACGCCCAAAUGGGCCCUGCGCAUGGACGACGACGAGCUGCAGACGCCUCAGAUGCACGACUUUGGCAUCGCGGAGAACACAAUGUGUCUGAACAACGACUUCACUAUGGCUUUGUUCCAGAAGAACGUUGAUAAGCCCAAAAGAGAAACACAAGACAUUCCUACACCAGUGAAUUCUAUUAUGGAGAAUUUGCAGACAAAAGCUAAUAUCUUAGAGUCCCCGGAGAUGCCUGUGCUUUCUACCCUGGGUUUCAAAAUAAAAAAGUCCAACGGUCAAUGCUCCCCACCUGCACAAGCCGGUGGCGUCCCAGAAUCCCCCCAUCGCCCCGGCAACCUGCCUACGUCCCCCGAGGUCCCCGUGUUUCAGACGCCGUACAUGAAACGACUGGUCAGCAGCAAGAAGCGGCAGCUCGAGCCCGUCACUAUACAAACCUUUGAUGAAAGCCACAACUUCGAACUUCCGACGCCACCUCGUAACGGGACGACCGGCUCCAAGUGUAGCUGGGAGUACGACGUGCCGGAGAUUUCCAUCCUGGGUGCGGACGACAGGAAAAUGCCCGAGAUGCCAAACCUGGAGUCUGUUUUAGGAAAUUCUUUACAAAGCAAAAAUGCUAAAAUCCUGAAGAUGAGUGAGCAUGAAAAAUUAGCCGGGGACCCUGUUAUCAGCAGUCUGGAGCUGGACGGACCCACCCAGGAGUUCACUUUGGGGACACCUCGCAUCCGGACGAGCUACGACGAACCCAGGACCCCGGAGAUGCCGGACCUCAGCUCUGUGACACAGGACAUCUGUAAACUUUUGUCUCAGGCUCAGAUGAAGAGGACAGAAGUAGCUGUUGUUCAGCCAAACAUCAGGGCAGAAAAAGACAGACGCAGUCCUUCCCCACAGAUCUUAUCCACCGUGUCGGAGACAGAGUUCCAGAGUUUACCCGGAUACUUGAGGCAGAUGACUCUCAGUAACCUGAACAAGGCCGUUCUCAACAUCAACAGCUUCAUAGAGCAGCACGGACAAGCUGCAGACUUCCAGAUGGAGCAGCUGAAGAGCAUCAUCAGCGUCGGCGCCAAAGCCCCCGUUUACAUCCUGUGUCUGACUGAGCUCCAGAGGCUGAAGCAGGUGGGCGGAGUCAGAAACACGUCCGUGUACAAACUCGUCACGCACAACUAAAGGUUGUGAGACCGACAAUAAUCUCACCCGGAUUCAGGAAAACACUGAGUCUUUUAAGAAAUCUAAUUUAUGUGCACGUUUAAUUUCAGUCUCGUCUGCUCAGAACCAGAAAACGCAGGUCGCUAGUUUUAGGUUAUAAAUAGUUCUGGUGCAUGUUGUGACUCUAAAAUGCAUUUAGGUUUUUAUGUGUAUGAAAACAGUUUAUAGUUAAUUCACAAGAUAUUUCAAAACACAAUAUGAAAGCUGGUUAUCUAGGUAUAUAAGUGUGUAGUACAGUAUGUAAGAUACCGACAUAACUAUAAUAAAUAUACAACUCUUGAUGGAUAAAAACCUCCUGAUUUACAAAAUCCACCUGUGUUAAGUGUAGAACAUGUUUAGUGGGUGUUCAACAACAGAAAUGCACUAACAACACAUCCAACAGUAAUUGUGUUCAAGAAUCUGUUUUAUUUCACAUUGAUGACCAGUGUUUAAUGUCGUAACAUGUAAACUUAUUCACCACAUCUCUUCAUGUGU